Molecule: messenger RNA, 4447 nt
Organism: Periophthalmus magnuspinnatus
Lineage: Eukaryota; Metazoa; Chordata; Actinopteri; Gobiiformes; Gobiidae
Gene: gys2
Product: glycogen synthase 2
Exons: 16
Coding region: 179-2278 (699 amino acids)
Biological process (GO): glycogen biosynthetic process
Cellular component (GO): cytoplasm
Molecular function (GO): alpha-1,4-glucan glucosyltransferase (UDP-glucose donor) activity
Source: RefSeq, a predicted model, not a curated record
AGACAGACACUGCUUACAAAGAGAGAAGGACCUGUGUCUGCUGCUGGCCCCUGUAUUUCCUUGCUGACCCCUGUCUGUCCUUACGGGCCCCUGUGUCCUCUGACUGUCCUUUGUGUCUCCUGAGUUUGAGUUGUCUUUCCUUACUUGCCUCUGGUUCUGCGAGGGCCCCUGCUUAGAGAUGCCUCUGUCGCGGUCCCUGUCCAUGACCUCCCUGAGCGGGGUGCUGCCCCAGUGGGAUGAGGAUGAGCUGCCUGUGGACGGCCUCCUUCUGUUUGAAGUGUCCUGGGAGGUCACCAAUAAAGUGGGAGGCAUCUACACUGUCAUCCAGACCAAAGCCAAGAUCACCGUAGACGAAUGGGGAGACAACUACUACAUGAUAGGCCCUUAUUUUGAACACAAUUUCCAGACUCAGGUGGAGGUCUGUGAACCCCCACACCCGGCGGUCAGGAAGGCCCUGGACGCACUCACCAGCAGCGGCUGCAAGGUGCACUGCGGUCGCUGGCUAAUAGAGGGUAGUCCGUACGUGAUCCUGUUCGACAUCGGCUCAGCGGCCUGGAACCUGGAUCUCUGGAAGGGCGACCUGUGGCAGAGUUGUCACAUCGGGCUGCCCUUCCAUGACCGAGAAGCCAAUGACGCCCUCAUCCUGGGAGCACUCAUCGCCUGGUUCUUUAAAGAGCUGACAGACGAGCUUGGGGACAGGCCUAAUGUGAUCGCACACUUCCAUGAGUGGCAGGCGGGCCCCGGGCUGAUCCUGUGUCGCUCCCGGAGGGUCCACGUGGCCACAGUCUUCACCACACAUGCCACUCUGCUGGGACGCUACCUGUGUGCAGGCAACGCCGACUUCUACAACAACCUGCACAAGUUUAAUGUCGACAAAGAGGCUGGGGAGAGGCAGAUCUACCACCGCUACUGUCUAGAGAGAGCUGCGGUCCACUGUGCCCACGUCUUCACCACUGUGUCCCAGAUCACUGCUGUAGAGGCCAGACACAUGCUGCACCGCCAAGCAGACGUGGUGACCCCCAACGGACUCAACGUCAAGAAGUUCUCAGCCAUCCACGAGUUCCAGAACCUACACGCCACCAGCAAAGGCCGCAUCCAGGAGUUUGUGCGAGGACACUUCUAUGGACAUUUAGAUUUUAACCUGGACAAGACUCUGUUCUUCUUCAUCGCUGGACGCUACGAGUUCUCCAACAAAGGAGCUGACAUCUUCCUGGAGUCCCUGUCCCGCCUCAACUACCUGCUGCGGGUCCAUCGCAGUGACGUCACCGUUGUGGUCUUUCUCAUCAUGCCUGCCAAAACCAACAACUUUAAUGUGGAGUCGCUCAAGGGACAGGCCAUCCGCAAGCAGCUGUGGGACACGGCGCACGCGGUGAAGGAGAAGUUUGGCCGACAACUCUAUGACUCUCUGCUGAGAGGACAGAUUCCUGACAUGAACGCCAUUCUGGACCGUGACGACUUCACCAUCAUGAAGAGAGCUAUCUACGCCACACAGAGACACAGUCUGCCUCCGGUCACCACUCACAACAUGCUGGACGAUGCCACUGAUCCCAUCCUGACCAACGUGCGGCGCAUCGGCCUCUUCAACAACCGCAACGACCGUGUCAAGAUCAUCUUCCACCCAGAAUUCCUGUCCUCCACCAGCCCACUGCUUCCCAUGGACUAUGAUGAUUUUGUGCGUGGAUGUAACCUGGGCGUCUUUCCCUCCUACUACGAGCCCUGGGGCUACACUCCUGGUGAGUGCACGGUGAUGGGCAUACCCAGUGUCACCACAAACCUGUCAGGAUUUGGCUGCUUCAUGGAGGAGCAUGUGUCUGACCCCUCUGCAUAUGGGAUCUACAUUGUGGAUCGCAGAUUCCGCUCUGCAGAUGACUCCUGUAACCAGCUGACCCAGUUCAUGUUCAGCUUUUGUCAACAGUCACGGCGCCAACGCAUCAUCCAACGCAACCGCACCGAGCGCCUCUCUGAGCUGCUGGACUGGAGAUACCUGGGCCGGUUUUACGUCCAUGCCCGGCACAUGGCCCUCAACAGAGCUUUCCCAGACCAGUUCAAAGUGGACCCCAUGUCUUCUCUGCAGUCAGAGGGCUUCCAGUACCCAAGGCCCUACUCUGUGCCCCCCUCCCCCUCCGCCUCCCUUCACUCCACUCCCCACCACAGUGACGAAGAGGAGGAGGAGCCCUAUGACGAAGACCUGGAGGCAGAGAGGGACCGCAUAAACAUCAAGGCUUCCUUCGUCCUGUCUGACGGUAAGAAGAAGCAGCACGGAGAGGCAGGCAACUGACCACCACCUCACCUCCACCCAACAGCACAGAAAGGCAGGCAGCUGACCACCACCUCACCUCCACCCAACAGCAUGGAGAGGCAGGCAACUGACGACCACUUCCCCUCCACCCAACAGCACGGAGAGGGAGGCAACUGACCACCACUUCACCUCCACCCAACAGUACAGCGAGGCAGGCAAUUGAUCAUCACUUCACCUCCACCCAAAAGCACAGAGAGGCAGGCAACUGAUCAAUACUUCCACCACCUCCCCUCAAGAGCACAGAGGCCAGAAACUGACAACCACGUCCACCACCUCUACCCAACAGCAUGGAGAGGCUGGCAAGUAACCAGCACCUCACCUCCACUCAGCCGAACAGAGGCAAGCAACUGACCAUCAUCUUUACCUAACAGCAUGGAGAGUGACGGUAUUGACUAUUACCUCAACUCCACCCAACAUACCCUGAGAGACCACCACUUAUAUCCAAGCAGACCAGAAGCAGGACACAGACCUCUGUUCUGUCCACCACACCCCAUGUGACCGUGAUGGACACACCUGACAGUCUGACAGUUUUUUUGUUUUUUCUUUUGCAGACAGGGUUUAACUUAAACUUGGUGAAUUGAUGUGAUCUGAUAAACCCAGAUUACAGGUUUCGGGUAACAAUUUCCUUUAUAAGGAUAUCACCAUAUCGCUACGGUUGUUGCCAAGGGUGUUCCAAAUCUCAGCUGUUCAGCAUAGCCAUAGAAACCAUUUUUAAUAUAAUAAUAUACCUUCAAAACGUAAUUAGGCCUAAUAUAGUUAAUGUAGUUUAGUUUAGAAUAUAGUUAGCCAUCUCUUUUGUGAGAUCUGAACAUGUGACAUCAUGUGGUAGUGAGCUCCUCCAGGAAGUCCAUGUUUAACAAAAAGUGAGCUUAGCAAUUGUUAAAGGCACAGUAAGAUUUGGAUUUUAAAUUAGAUAAUCAUGACCUAUCUCUGUCAAGAUGUGAGGUAAACAUGUUCAAAAUAAAUACAGCUAACAAUUUAAAUGCUUACUUAUUCUUAAUUACAAAGGGUUGGCCAUAUUGUUUGUUAUAAUUUGGUUCUAAAGAUGAUCAUCCAAACUGACCCUCACAGGAGUCUCUCAUUUGGGUUGCCAGUUUCAAUACUGAAAUCCGGUUGGUUUAAACCUAAAAGGACUCUCUGAUCUGAAUCAUUACUACUGACGGUUUCUGUUCUGCUGCAUGAAGAACAGGCACAGAGGCACUGGGAUCAUUCUGUAGAUCUUUAUUGUCGGUUGCAGCAAUACAGUCGGGUUAAAAGCAGCGUCCAGCAAAAUUCAAAGCAGAGUUAAGUGAGUAGUGACCUGAGCGAUGUCUGAAGCAGAGUCUAGUGCAGAGUCUAACAGGUGAGAUUUUAUCAGUGUUUUAUACUACUCCCAGAGUGUGGGCUACAGAGUGAGGGUUGCACAUAAGAAAUUUAAAGCAAAGUCGAACAAGGUGAGUGUUUUAUACCCCUCACUGAGUGGGUUUACAGAUUACUGAGAUGAGAGGGGCUACAGAUAACCAAACAGAUAACCAGAAUGACCAGAUCAUAGCUGUUAUCUUCCCUUAAUGUGAUUAUAUGGCCACUGCUGCAUUGGAAACAGAAUGUUUUGCACCUUUGUAGGAAUGUAAGCAAUGUAUUACAUUUGUACAUUGUCCACACUACCUAAACCACAGCACCUGCAGCCAUUCAUUAAUCAGUGCUAGUGCAAACUCAGCAAUUCAGUGAAUGAAUUCUAGAGGUUCUGAGCUUUCACAUGAAUGAUGGCCUGUUCAUAUACUGAGAAUGAGAAAAAAAACUUGUAGAUGUUGUCACUCUGCAGGCACAGGCAAUCCAGGUUCAAGUGUGAUUGUAGUACAAUUACAUCAGUAAGAGUGCAGGCUACAGUUAAGGCUCAGUUACUUUAAUGUAGUCAAAGUAAAAGCAUGCACUAAUCACCUGACUAGGUACUUCUGAACAUACUAUAUAUCCAGAUAAAGAUCUGGUGCAGGCCUUGGUGCUAUUCUGUGGUUAACCUCUAUUCUUUACAAGUUUUUUUAAUGCCAUUGUUGGUUUUGUCCUGUAAUUUAUUUUCAGUCUAUGUAACACCAUUUCCCGAUCACUGCUUAAUUGGACAAAACAGACAAGAAUGAUAUGAAUUUGAAGUCUUUAUUAAAAUGCAUAAAUGAC